UUAAAAUUCGGGUUACGAUAUGAAUGGUGAAUCUCUCAUGAUGGACCAUCUGUAACUGACAGUGAAAUACAUAUAGCCUAUAUUGUUUUCUUUACAACUUGCUACACACAAGCAAAAGUCAUAGAGGUGCACUACCAGAUCAACAUGUCACGCUACCUGAGAUUCUUCACAGUCGUUGGAGACCAGGAUCAGGGUGACACUGCGUGGCAGAAUGAAGAGCUCCAUGAGGCCAGUGAAGACCUGGAGCCGGCUACCGGGCAGCAGCUGGCGCGCAUCACUUUUAGAGAUGCCCUAUGCCGACUCUACAGCUCCGAGAGAUUUCAGAUUGUUGUGGUCUGUAUGGUUAUUCUGGAUGCUGUGUUUGUACUCUGUGAGCUUCUUAUGGAUUUGUCCAUAAUACAAGCUGACGCUGGCCAUAUUGCCCCACAGGUCUUCCACUACCUCAGCCUGGCCGUGCUCACCUUCUUCAUGGUGGAGCUAGCGGGGAAGAUGUAUGCCUAUCGUUUGGACUUCUUCAAGCACAAGUUUGAGGUGUUUGAUGGAAUGGUGGUGGUGGUGUCCUUCAUCCUGGACAUUGUGUACAUCUCCAGAGAGGAUGCCUUCGAUGGCAUGGGAUUGCUGAUUCUGCUCAGGCUGUGGAGGGUGGGCAGGAUUGUCAAUGGUGUCCUGAUGUCUGUGAAGAAUCGUGCGAAUAACAAAAUCCAGAAACUGAAGGACAGUAACAGUCACCUCAUUCAGAGAGUCAAUGAGCUACAGGACAAAAAUACAAAGAUGGAACAAGAGAAUUCUCAACUACGCUCACUUUUGCAGCAACACAGAAUCCAGUUUUGAUGUUUCCAGAAGCAAAAAUAAUGGAUCUAUGAUACUAUGAAGCAACAGAUUUUUGCACUUGAUGCUUUUGCUUUUGCUAAGCAUGUGACAAAGGGAGACUAUUUACACGAUCAAUGUAGAAAUCAAAUGUAUUUAUAUAACAGUGCCAUCAAAUAAUGGUGUUUUUCAUGAAAAUAUACAGUGAUGAAUCAGUGAGCUUACAAGUCUGCAGUCUGUACAGAAUCAAAUUAUGUUUGAUGCAAUUCCUAAACAAUAGUGUAUUUUCUUUUGAACUUAUUUUGUUCAAAUUGAUUUUACAUUUAACUUCCUUACAAACACAAGGACAUUCUUAACCCACUGGGCGUUGAGAUUUGUUUAUGAACUCUAC
Molecule: messenger RNA, 1198 nt
Organism: Alosa alosa (allis shad)
Lineage: Eukaryota; Metazoa; Chordata; Actinopteri; Clupeiformes; Clupeidae
Gene: hvcn1
Product: hydrogen voltage-gated channel 1
Exons: 6
Coding region: 145-831 (228 amino acids)
Biological process (GO): proton transmembrane transport
Cellular component (GO): plasma membrane
Molecular function (GO): voltage-gated proton channel activity
Source: RefSeq, a predicted model, not a curated record